Messenger RNA from Aspergillus tanneri, 783 nucleotides. RefSeq lists its product as uncharacterized. NCBI's taxonomy places the organism in Eukaryota, Fungi, Ascomycota, Eurotiomycetes, Eurotiales, Aspergillaceae. The record is from RefSeq and is a predicted model, not a curated record. The coding region runs from base 1 to 783 and encodes 260 amino acids. The transcript is spliced from 3 exons.
AUGCCAGCUGCCAGUGACAUUCUGUUAGAUGGUGCAAGAUCCAUGUUGGAUUUUUCAGAGCCAGUGCUAUCGAAAGUCCCCGCGACACAAGACCCAUGUCCUGUAGAGACAGACCAUCUUGACCGCAUCCAUCCUGGAAUGCGAGAAAUUGACUUACCUGAAGCUGUUCCUAAUACAAAGGAAAUGGAGACUUCCCGACUCUCCUGCGUGCCCUGUGUGACCGUGCCAACACCCGAACAAGCGAAUAAUACCCUUUGCAACCAAUCUGCGGUGGGCGAUUCCGAACAAGAAUCAGCCAAGCAGAAAUUGUCUAUCACAGGUCCCUUCUACUCUGACAGUAUGCACCCUGGCGACAGUAAAAUGGACACAGAGCCAAGUCAGACAUCUGGCCUAGGUCCACCUGGAUCGUCCCCUCCGCCGAUCGUGUACUCUACUCCAGAAUUUUCUAAUACUCGAACAAUGCCGAGCUCCGAUAGCCCGAUGCGCUAUCCGUCGAUAGCUGUGGUUAUACCGCCACCAUCAUGGGAGCAAGGAGCCAUCCGGACAAACACAAGGGCCUCUGAUCGAGACACCGGUAACUACGAAGAUGGGAACGCAAUCUUCUAUGACACACAACAACCAAGUGAGAAGCGAAAGAAACGGAGACCUUCAAUCAGGCCUCUUUCUGAUCCUCCGGACGCUUCUAUUCCCGUUUCAUGCCAUUGUUCCGGUGCUAUCCAUGCAGAGUGUUCUAGACCAGUAUUGGCACCUGCAUUAGGUGUUUUGGAAGAGUGGCCCAAAUAA